AUGUGUCUAAGUCUGUUAGUACUCAGUUUUAUAGCUAGCAGAUCUUUAACCUAUCUGCAGGAGCUUGUGAAACCUGUUAUAUAUGGCAAGGUGGCUUCAGUACUAAAACUGGCUAAAGGUACUGGAAGUACUCUGGGCUUUUUGGAGAACUUUGAA
Acaulospora colombiana is the source of this 156-nucleotide messenger RNA. NCBI's taxonomy places the organism in Eukaryota, Fungi, Glomeromycota, Glomeromycetes, Diversisporales, Acaulosporaceae. The record is from the annotation of a GenBank genome assembly.